Blastomyces dermatitidis ER-3 is the source of this 5338-nucleotide messenger RNA. RefSeq names its product ATPase. Gene Ontology annotation, biological process: intracellular calcium ion homeostasis. The coding region runs from base 581 to 4546 and encodes 1321 amino acids. Gene Ontology annotation, cellular component: membrane. The record is from RefSeq and is a predicted model, not a curated record. The transcript has 21 exons. Gene Ontology annotation, molecular function: ATP hydrolysis activity; ATP binding; ATPase-coupled monoatomic cation transmembrane transporter activity. Lineage: Eukaryota; Fungi; Ascomycota; Eurotiomycetes; Onygenales; Ajellomycetaceae.
GUAAAAUUAAAAUUAAAAAAUAAGAACUCCGUAGUUCUUGUAGAUUAAUUUAGCUUGUUGAGGGCAUCUAACUGCAUAUAAAUCAGUAGAAGUACAGGACGUCUACUUGGUGUAAUUACUUCUCUUAUACCAGCCUCAACGUGUAAAUACAUGCAUGUUACAGAGUAAGGAACAAUGAAUGGCUUCCUCACAUUCAACUUCUCUGCCCAAACAAAGAACUAAGGAGGUUACCUAGGUAUAAAGUACUCAGGUAGACAUUCUUCACACUCUCCUCUAUUUUAAUCAAUGAUCCCUUGCCCAGCAGCAAUUAUUAGAAACGAGUGCAAACGCGGCCGUUUGACUCUGGUGCAUUGGUCACAUGAUGAUAAGCGAUAAGGCUUGUUAUCCCCAAAGACUUCAAGCUCCGGUCUCUCUUUUGCGGAGGUUCGGGCUUCGACCAUACCAUAUCGAUUACCAGAAGCUCUAUUCGAUUUCCGUUCGUGUUUUUUGUGGAUCUCUAGAUAACCAAAAAAUCCGUCUUGGAAGAUGCUCUUCUGGAAAAUAGGAUUUUCUUAGAGCGUGUGAUGAGCGCCUGAGGACCAUGGCGGGACGGGAGCACUCUGCGGACCGGGCCAGGGUUAGUAGUGGCCCGGAGCCCGCUUUCGAUUAUCGAAGAUCAUCAAUAAGAAGCAGUGCUAGUAUCAUAUCCGAUGUUGAAAUGGCGCAAGAUGAGAUCUAUGCCGGGCCCAUGUCAGAAAGCAUCCCCUCCAGUGUUGCCUCGUUUGUCCCUCGCCGAUCGCGACGUGAAUCGCAACUGAGCUUCACUUACUUCCCAGACACCCCCGAGGUGCCGGAGUGGACAGUUGAAGACGCCGUUGAAGAUGAAGAUGAAGGCACAAACGGGUAUGCGGAAGGAUAUGAGGUUGACAUUGAAGAGACACCGCCGAGCUCUAGCCGCAUUUCAAUGGACUCCCAUACUGCGAGAGAUUCCUUCGAUGCCCCGUUGUUGCAUCGAGUCGACUCCACGAAAGACUCUACCGGACGUCAGUUGCUGGGCGAAACGACCAGCCAGAAAAUAUACGUUGCAACGGAAGACUUGACGGCAGUCAUUGCAGGUUUCAACACCAGUAUUGCUGGUUAUCUCCUAUACCUGGCAAUCUGUCUCCUGUCAUGUGGACUAGGAUACCUUCUGUUACGAUGGCUUCCCCGAUGGCGUGUGAGACUGACCGGCACCCCAACACCAUUAUGCCGAUGCCAAUGGGUUGUUGUCGAGGACCAAUGGGCGCAGUUCACGAUUCAUGAAGUCGUCAGUCAACCUUAUGAUCUCCCGUUAUCCACUGUCUUCGGCGCUCCGAUUAAGGAGGUUGACACUCCUAUGUUUGACGAGGAGCAUGAUCCUGUUCUUCCAAACCUACGGUUCCUGGAUUAUCGCUAUAUUCGCUUUUACUAUCAUCCUGCCGAGGACCUCUUCCUACAGUGUACGGGCUGGAAAGAUCCUUCCUGGACGAACAUUAAAGCUUUGCGAAUUGGAUUAACAGCGGAAGAGAGGGAUUUUCGGGAACAAGUAUUUGGCUCGAACAUAAUAGAUAUCAAGGAAAAAAGUAUUCCACAAAUCAUGGUUGACGAGGCCUUCCAUCCGUUUUAUAUAUUUCAAGUUGCCAGUCUGAUUCUCUGGUCAAUGGAUGAAUAUUAUUAUUAUGCGGGCUGUAUUUUUAUUAUUUCAGUCCUCAGUAUUACGACAACCACCAUAGAGACAAGAUCGACAAUGCGGCGACUUAGAGAAAUUUCACACUUCGAAUGUGAUGUGCGAGUAUUAAGGAGCGGAUUUUGGAGAUCUAUCCAGUCACAGGAGUUGGUCCCGGGCGACGUGUAUGAGGUCUCCGACCCGUCCCUCACUCAAGUUCCAUGCGACUGUCUCCUCCUAACAGGAGACUGUAUCGUCAAUGAGAGCAUGCUGACAGGUGAAUCCGUCCCUGUUGCAAAAUCUCCAGUCACAAACGAAGCCCUUACUUCUCUCGACAUCAGUGCGCCAUCUGUCCAACCGAAUGUGGCAAAACAUUCUCUUUUCUCUGGAACAAGGAUAGUAAGAGCCAGGCGACCACAAGAUCCUAAAGACGAUGAAGCCGUGGCAUUGGCGAUGGUGAUCCGGACCGGUUUUAACACUACAAAAGGUGCCCUUGUUCGCUCAAUGCUCUUUCCUAAGCCGUCUGGCUUCAAAUUCUAUCGAGAUUCUUUCCGGUAUAUUUCGGUCAUGGGCAUUAUUGCUACAUUCGGAUUCAUUGCAUCAUUCAUAAAUUUUGUCCGUUUAGGUCUCCCGUGGCAUACUAUCAUUGUCCGUGCUCUUGAUCUGAUCACCAUUGUCGUUCCGCCCGCACUGCCUGCGACUUUAUCGAUUGGUACAAACUUUGCCCUCUCUCGGCUGAAAAAGGAGAAAAUAUUUUGCAUUAGUCCUCAAAGGGUCAAUGUUGGCGGGAAACUCAAUGUAGUUUGUUUCGAUAAGACCGGGACGCUGACGGAGGAUGGCCUUGAUGUCUUGGGGGUUAGGGUAAUCCGUAAACCAGACUUGAGAUUUAGUGACCUACUCCCUGAAUCAUCAGCUAUCCUUCCUCAUCAGUCGUAUGAAAGGGACCCGACGAUGGACUACCAUACGAAUAGGCAAAUUCUCUAUACGAUGGCAACUUGUCAUUCCUUACGUGUGGUAGAUGGUGAACUAAUCGGCGACCCCCUGGACGUGAAAAUGUUCGAGUUCACUGGGUGGUCCUUCGAAGAAGGGAGCCAUAAUGCUACAGACAUGGAGAUAGACCGUGACUAUGGGUCUCCAUCUAUCGCCAGGCCGCCAGCUGAUUUUUCUCCUGAUUAUAAUGAGAAUGAACCAAAUAACAACCCACUCGAGCUUGGAGUCCUUCGGUCGUUCGAAUUCGUCUCCCAACUUCGCCGGUCAAGUGUUAUUGCUCGACAGUUUGGCGACCCAGGUGCCUUCAUUUUCGUAAAAGGAGCCCCUGAAUGCAUGAAGGAUAUAUGUCUUCCCGAAAGCUUACCACCCGAUUUUGAGGAUCUGCUUAGCUUCUACACCCAUCGAGGUUUCCGUGUUAUUGCCUGUGCAACGAAGCAUGUCCAGAAGCUCAGUUGGAUAAGGGUACAAAAACUACAUCGAUCGGAAGCCGAAUCUGAUCUCGAAUUCAUUGGCUUCAUCAUCUUCGAGAACAAGCUCAAGCCUAGCUCCAAAGAUAUCAUUACGGAACUUAAUCAAGCUCAUAUUCGAAACAUCAUGUGUACUGGAGAUAAUAUCCUGACUGGCAUUAGUGUUGCCCGGGAAUGCGGUAUUAUAGAGGCGUCAAGUCCUUGCUUUAUACCCCGGUUUGUUGAAGGAAAUAUUUUCGACCCGAACGCCCGUCUGUGCUGGGAGAAUACAGAAGAUUCUGACUAUGUACUGGACGAAAAUACUCUGACGCCCAUUCCGGCUCGAGGUGGGACUGAUCUGUCUGUGCCUUAUCGCGGUCCUCAUUACUUCAUAGCAGUAACUGGGGAUAUUUUUCGAUGGAUUGUUGAUUACGGAUCUACUGAAGUCUUAAAUAAAAUGCUUGUUCGCGGUCAGGUGUUCGCCCGCAUGUCACCUGAUGAGAAACACGAACUCGUCGAGAAACUCCAGUCUCUGGAUUACUGUUGCGGGUUUUGUGGUGAUGGGGCGAACGACUGCGGAGCACUGAAGGCUGCGGAUGUUGGUAUUUCGCUCUCCGAGGCGGAGGCGUCAGUAGCAGCCCCGUUUACCAGCCGAGUGUUUGAUAUAUCAUGCGUCCCAAAAGUUAUCAGGGAAGGAAGAGCGGCCCUAGUCACAAGUUUCUGUUGCUUCAAAUUUAUGAGUUUAUAUUCUGCAAUACAGUUCACUUCUGUGAGCUUUCUAUAUGCUUCCGCGUCAAAUCUAGGAGAUUUCCAGUUUCUAUUUAUCGACCUUCUCUUGAUAUUACCGAUUGCAAUAUUUAUGGGCUGGAUUGGACCGAGCUCUUCACUUUGUCGCAAAGCUCCGACCUCGAAUCUAGUUUCCCUCAAAGUUUUGGUUCCCCUACUUGGCCAGAUCGGUAUCUGUAUCAUAAUGCAGCUCAUCGUUUUUGAGACUGUCCAGUUCCAAGACUGGUAUAUACCACCAAGAAAGAAAUCCAAUGAUACAAACGUGAAAAAUUCACAAAAUACAGCGCUUUUCCUUUUGUCUUGCUUUGAGUAUAUAUUCUCCGGGCCUGUAAUCAGCGUCGGGCGUCCCUUCCGGCAGCCAAUGACUUCGAACGUACCUUUUGUUGUCACCAUAAUCGUCACGUUGCUAUUUUCUACAUACAUGCUCUUUGAGCCAGCGAGAUGGUUAUUCAAUUUCAUGCAACUUACGGAGAUGUCUAACCCGUUCAAAAUUUGGAUAAUGGGGCUAGCGCUUAUUAGCUUUGCCAUCGCAUGGUUUGGGGAGAGACAGAUUUUCCCCAGGUUGGCUCGCCUUGUUGGCCGCUUUCAUUGUUGGCUUCGUCCAGACCAAGCGAAGCAACGACGUCGGUUUAAGAUUCUACUUGAAGAGUCAUACAUAUAGUUGGACAUUACUUAUUGUAUACUCCUCCCAUCUUUCGGGUUAUUCGGUUGUCGCAGAUGUCACAAUAGGAAUACCUGGCUAUUUAGAAGUCGGUGAAAUAUCAACUAUUUCGGGCAGUCCUGCUAUUGUAUAACGGAGAGUCGACGACCGACCCCAUUGUGUAUAAUUCAGACAACAUCCACUCGAAUUUAGAAGACUAAUGUAUGGCUUUCAGGGAUGUUGUAAAAACGUAUAACUUUAUUUGCAUGUCUUUAUUGGAAGCGAUCAUGGGGGAAGAAAUAUGAUACAAAUAUAUAUCCUCUAACGCAUGCUAUCCAUAGCACCCAUCUGCUUAUCCGAAAUUCGGAGUUGCUCAACACAGCACGUAGCUCCCCGCGUAAACUCCGCCUAUAGCGUCCGGCCGUACACGACCGGGUAGCUUCAUUUCGUCGUAGGGCUCCAUCUUUCCAACGAUAUUCCUUUCCAUUUUCCACACCUUGAGUCAUCAUCGAAACGUCAAUUCAAUGUUCCCAAGGGUGCUUCCAACCGAGAAGAGCAGGGCCGUCUUUCUUGGCGCGAUACAUCAACUAAAGCAAUGCACAUGGAACAAGUCAGAAUACACAAAGUAAAUCUCCGUGGUAUACAUAGGAAUCUGCUGAUUGUGACGUACGAAGAACCACAUGCUAGCCCCAAGAGCGGUUGCCGCGAAUCGGUAGAGUGGCCGGCUUGGGCGGACUUGAAUUGGGUGCUUGGAAGGCAUGGUUGGAGGAAUCCAAUCGGAUAACUUUGUUCGGGGAUAACAGUCAGUAAAGC